Molecule: messenger RNA, 2421 nt
Organism: Oryzias latipes (Japanese medaka)
Lineage: Eukaryota; Metazoa; Chordata; Actinopteri; Beloniformes; Adrianichthyidae
Gene: wnt2
Product: wingless-type MMTV integration site family member 2
Biological process (GO): neuron differentiation; canonical Wnt signaling pathway; cell fate commitment
Cellular component (GO): extracellular region
Molecular function (GO): frizzled binding; cytokine activity
Source: RefSeq, a predicted model, not a curated record
UUCCACAUCCAAAGAAUCCAAAGGGAGCAUAGGAAGGGAAGAGACUUUAAUCUCAUUUGUUUGCAUCUUUGCGGGGAAUAAACUUGAUCGUGUCAUUGAAGCCACUCAUCUUGGUUCUUUUCGGUUUACUUUUAGGAAAAGUCUGUUUUUUUCUUUUUUUUUUAGUCUGCUCUUGUUUUAUUUUUCCACGGAGAUCACGAGAAAAAUCCAAUUUGACCAUUAAUCUGGUCAGUGCCAGAGUCUCCAGACCUCCAGAUCCAGGGAUGGAUCAAAGGUGGGGUAAAUGCAGCGUGACAGAGGUCCCCCCCCUCUAAGAAAAGACUGUCGGAGAUAAUCCAACGGCAGGGGACCAACUUUGAGAAAGCCCGCGCAGUUCUUCAGUUUGGACCCAUCAUCUGGAGUCAUGACUGGGGCUGCCAUUGUGUACAAGCCUGUAAAAAUACCUGUGCGUCAGGCUUUUGCAAUAUUUGACACCUGCGCGCCAUGUCUGUGAUGGACCGCGUGCGCCUUUGAGUCAGCCAGCCACUGCCCCAGAAACCGGAAGGUCUGCUUCCCAAGAGCAGCGCAAAGAGCUCAGGCGGGCUAAAGGUGGACAAAAGCUUGAAUGGAAAAUGCUUUUUCCCACCUGGGCUCCUCACUGGACUCCUCACGAGGCCUGCGCUCUUGUCCCCGCGCGCGCGCGCCCGUUCUCCUGGACCUCAUCUCAGAGUUCCAGACUGGAUCGAGGCCAAAGUUGUCUGGUGUCAAACCAGCCUGAACAGAUACCCUGAGACAUCUCAUUCCUGAGCCGGCGCUCUGCCCACCCCUCCACGCAGAGCAGAGCAGAGCGGUCUGAACCUGAGAGCACAUCCUCUCAUGCCCCCACCAUUACCACCAGACGCGCGCGCUGCUGGACUCUGCAGCUUCUCCUUCUUCUCAUGGUUGAUCGUGUGGUUCCACGCGCGGAAAUGCUCCAUCCAGACCCCUAAAGGACCAAACUUCGCUUAAUAUGAACUUUGUGAACAGUGGAAUAUGUUUUUAUUUAUCUGUAGCAAUCUACUGGCUGACGGCCAAAGUCGACGCAUCCUGGUGGUACAUGGGCACUCUGGGCUCCCAGGUGAUGUGCGACAACAUCCCUGGACUGGUGAACAAGCAGCGCCAACUCUGUCGCCAGCACCCCAAGGUGAUGCAGGCCAUCGGCGGCGGGAUGAAGGACUGGAUCUUUGAGUGCCAGCAUCAGUUCCGCAGCCACCGCUGGAACUGCAACACAACGGCCCGAGACUACAGCUUGUUUGGCCGUCUGCCACUGCGAGGCAGCCGGGAGGUUGCCUUCCUCUAUGCCAUCUCCUCAGCCGGAGUGGUUUACACGCUGGCGCGCGCCUGCAGCCAAGGCGAGCUGGACUCCUGUUCCUGUGAUCCCACGAAGAAGGGCUCAUCCUGGGACGAGAAGGGCUCAUUCGACUGGGGGGGCUGCAGCGACCAUGUGGAGCAUGCCGUUCGCUUCAGCCAAACCUUCGUAGACGCCAAAGACAGGAAGGAGAGAGACGCCCGAGCGCUCAUGAACCUUCACAACAACAGAGCUGGCAGAAAGGCAGUGAAGCGGUUCAUGACUCUGGAGUGCAAGUGUCACGGUGUUAGCGGGUCGUGCAGCGUCCGCACCUGCUGGCUGGCUUUGGCUGACUUCAGACUCACUGGUGACCACCUGCGCCGGCGCUACAACAGCGCCGUGCAAGUCACAGUGAACCAGUAUGGAAGUGGGUUCACCGCUGCACACACGCAGUUCAGGCACGCCAGCAAGAACGACCUGGUCUACCUAGAGGACUCUCCAGACUACUGCAUACGGGAUCAGGAGUCAGGGUCAGCGGGGACGGCCGGGCGGCUCUGCGACCGGACGUCCCGCGGCAUGGACGGCUGCGAGGUCAUGUGCUGCGGCAGAGGCCACGACACGGCGCGCGUCAGCCGCACCACCAAGUGCGAGUGCAAGUUUCACUGGUGCUGCGCCGUCCACUGCCGCGACUGCCACCAGCAGGUAGAUGUGCACACCUGCAAGAGCCAGACAUGACCUGACCGCGGCGGCCGCAGUCCCCUCACCGCUCCUCCUCGCCGGGCGACAGCUGUCAUCCAGUCAGAGGGACUCCUUCAAGAAACCUUGACCAACCCCAUAAAUGCCCCCAGAAGAUUGAUGACAGUCAACUUUACAAAACCCCACAGAUUCCUUCAACCAGCAGUUGAGAAAAGCCCCGCCCCUUCACCAUCCCAGACUGUGGGAGCAGCAUGGAGGCGCAUCUUCAGCCUCAGCAUGUUCUUUGGUCAGACUUCAACAGUCUGAACAGGACGUCCUGCUCUGUGCUGCGUGUUCAGGCUCCCCACAUGCAGCGCAUUACCGCCGCCCCCCUCUGAUCAUCUGUGGUACCGAUUGAUCUUCUCGCUCGCCUACAUCUC